AUGAAGGAUCCAAAUGAAGAUACUGAGUGGAAUGACAUACUGAGAGAUUUUGGAAUUCUUCCUCCAAAAGAAAAACCAAAAGAUGAAAUCGAAGAAAUGGUUUUACACUUGCAGAAAGAAGCAGAAGUGAAACCAUAUGAAAGAAUGAAUCUUGAAGAAUUAAAGGAAGCUGAAGAUGACUUCGAUGAGGCUGAUAGGAAAGCUAUUGAAAUGUACAGGCAGCAACGCUUGCAAGAAUGGAAAUGUCUUCAGAGGAUGCAAAAGUAUGGGGAGCUAAGAGAAAUUUGUGGAGAGCAGUACGUAAAGGAAGUUACAAACGCUCCAGACGAUGUUUGGGUUAUAAUUCAUCUUUAUCGGUCAAACAUCCCAAUGUGUUUACUGGUUAACGAACAUCUCAGCCUGCUAGCCAGAAAGUUUCCAGAGGUCAAGUUUCUCAAAGCCAUUGUAAACAGCUGUAUUCAGAAUUACUGUGACAGAUGUUUACCCACAAUACUUGUAUAUAAAACUCGUGAAAUAAAAGGCAGGUUCAUUGGAGUAGCUGCAUGUGGGGGAAUAGAUCUUAAAGUGGAAGAGCUUGAAUGGAAACUAGCACAAGUUGGAGCAAUAGAAACUGAAUUAGAAAAAAAACCCAAAAAGGACAUUAUGAAUAUGACGACACUGUCAGCGUGAAAUAUUUCUGCUCAUGAAGAUGCCAAUACAAAAAGUACUGAUGUGAUGAAAUCACCUAUUACUUGA
Molecule: messenger RNA, 735 nt
Organism: Pygoscelis adeliae (Adelie penguin)
Lineage: Eukaryota; Metazoa; Chordata; Aves; Sphenisciformes; Spheniscidae
Gene: PDCL2
Product: phosducin-like 2
Exons: 6
Biological process (GO): protein folding
Cellular component (GO): cytoplasm
Source: RefSeq, a predicted model, not a curated record